This is a messenger RNA of Zingiber officinale, 2687 nucleotides long. Its product is annotated as nuclear poly(A) polymerase 1-like. The transcript has 10 exons. Gene Ontology annotation, molecular function: RNA binding; poly(A) RNA polymerase activity. The coding region runs from base 29 to 2092 and encodes 687 amino acids. The record is from RefSeq and is a predicted model, not a curated record. Gene Ontology annotation, cellular component: nucleus. NCBI's taxonomy places the organism in Eukaryota, Viridiplantae, Streptophyta, Magnoliopsida, Zingiberales, Zingiberaceae.
GUUGGCAAGCGUGAGUUAUUUGUCACCCAUGGAGAACUCUGGAGUCGUUAAACGGACUAACGGUCAUCUUGGGGUCACCGAGCCAAUCUCAUGGAGUGGGCCGACAGAGUAUGAUCUCAUCAAGACAGGGGAGCUAGAGAAGUAUCUUGAGGGUGCUGGGUUGUAUGAAAGCCGGGAAGAAGCAGUUUGCAGAGAAGAGGUUUUGGGAAAAUUGGAUCAGAUUGUGAAGCUUUGGAUUAAGAAAGUUAGUAAGGCCAACGGAUUCAAUGAGCAAUUUGUCCAAGAGGCAAAUGCAAAGAUAUUUACUUUCGGAUCUUACCGACUUGGGGUGCACGGGCCUGGAGCGGAUAUAGACAUUUUGUGUGUGGGUCCACGAUAUGCUACAAGAGAAGAAGAUUUCUUCAUACAACUACAUAACAUGUUGUUUGAGAUGUCAGAAGUGACAGAAUUGCACCCUAUUCCUGAUGCUUAUGUCCCUGUAAUGAAGUUUAAGCUCAAUGGAGUUUCCAUAGAUCUUCUAUAUGCUAAACUAUCGCUUUGGAUCAUUCCUGAAGACCUAGAUAUCUCACACGACUCGACAUUACAAAACGCUGAUGAGAAGACUAUUCGCAGUUUGAAUGGGAGUAGAGUCACUGAUCAAAUAUUACGCUUGGUGCCAAAUAUUCAGAAUUUUCGCACAACUUUGCUUUGCAUGAGGUUUUGGGCAAAACGUCGCGGAGUAUAUUCGAAUGUUACAGGAUUUCUUGGUGGUAUAAAUUGGGCAAUACUCGUGGCUCACAUUUGCCAACUAUACCCAAAUGCAAAGCCAAGCAUGUUGGUAUCACGUUUUUUCCGUGUCUACGCCCAGUGGAGAUGGCCAGCCCCUAUCUUGCUUUGUAAGAUUCAAGAGGGCACUCUUGGAUAUCCUAUCUGGGAUCCAAAGAGAAACUUCAGAGACAGACUUCACCAUAUGCCCAUAAUUACACCUGCAUAUCCUUGUAUGAACUCCAGCUAUAAUGUAUCAUCGAGUACAUUACACGUUAUGAUGGAAGAAUUUCAGCGUGGAGAUCAAAUAUCUAAGGCAAUGGAGGCUGGCAAAGCCGACUGGGAUCGUCUGUUUGAGCCUUAUACCUUUUUUGAAGCCUACAAAAAUUAUCUGGAGAUCGAUAUAACUGCUGAAAAUGAUUCAGACCUUCGGAACUGGAAAGGCUGGGUGGAAUCCCGUCUCCGAACAUUGAUUCUGAAGAUCGAAAAGCACACUUUUGGCAUGCUUCAGUGUCACCCUUGUCCGCGUGAAUUUUCGGACAAAUCUAGAACUUUUCAUUGCUGUUACUUCAUGGGCCUUCAGAGAAAAAAAGGAGUGCCAGUACCGGAAGGCGGCGGACAAUUCGACAUAAGAGUAACUGUGGAAGGGUUCAAGCAUUCGGUCAGCAUGUAUACUAAGCGGAAACCAGGAAUGGAGAUUCGAGUUAGCCACUUAAAAGGAAGAAAUGUUCCAUCAUUCGUAUGGCCUUCUUCUCCUUCCAAAGUAGUUUCCAGAGGGAGGACCUCAGUUAGAGUCCGGGCCGUAAAGGCUGUUGAGGCAGUGGCUAAAAUGGCAGACAGAUUUACUGACAUGCAACAAUUGGAUGAAGGCACCUCUACUGAAUCCACUAGAUCAAAAAGGAGAAAGAUCUUGUAUGAUAAAACAGAGGAGAAUGGUACUCAACAAGGAAUUUGUAGCGGCAGCAACAUUUACAUACAGGAUGGAGGUACCAUUGCACCUCCUUCUACUCCUCCCACAAAAGAAGUCAUCACAAAUGCUGCUGGUUGCUCUGUGGAACCUUCUCACACCGGUAAAACAGUGAUCCAAGUAAGAACGCCCAGCGGCAGUUAUACGCAAAAUGGAGGGGCUGAAGAACUUGCUGAUCUAUCUUUGGUGUGGACUCCUGUUAAGACCACCAACAACCAACGCAGGCCCUUAAGGUAUUUGGUUUUGCCAGUCGUUUCUCAAAUUUCACCAUCAUGCAAUUUACUCUGUGGUUGCUUGUUGUAUAAUUUGAAGCUUAUUUUAUCUGUAACCUGUUGCAGGGUGCGGUUAUCUACUGUGUUUAGAUCUAGUGGACAAACAUAGUGAUGUUACUCGUCGAAAGUUGAGUUCCAUCUGCCAUGACAAGCUUCAUGCUACUUCCGAGUGAAGACAGGCACAAGAUGAAGACACUGAUGCCAACGUGAUGUAGUCUGAGUUGCUCUGUAGAACGUUCUUAUCCUGUGGCUGUGACAUAGAAUGAAGGUGCCGAAGAACUUUCUGCUCUAUCUUUGGCGUGGGCUUCUGUUACUACCACCGACGUCCAACACAGGCCCUUGAGGUAUUUGAUUGUGCCAAUCAUUUGUCAGAAUUCGCCAACACGAUUACAUUUUAGUUUAUUGUUAGAUUAUAUGCAUCAUGGAGAAGCUAUACUCAUCUGUGGUUGCUUGUGUUAUAUAAUCUGAAGCUUAUUUUAUCUGUAAUCCCUCCUUCCUCUUGCAGGUUGAGUUGCUAGCUACUGUGUUUAAAUCUCCGACGACAAGCUUCAUUCUGCUUCCGAGUGAAGACACUGAUGCCCACAUGACGUAGUUUGAUAAAAGUUAGAUUCUGUUUUUUUCUCUAGUUCAUUGUGGGUGCUGAGAGCCUUUUAAGUGUCCCAUAACUCAAGUGUAAACUUACUUAUUAUAUAAGGUAACUGAAU